This is a messenger RNA of Didymodactylos carnosus, 3246 nucleotides long. The record is from the annotation of a GenBank genome assembly. NCBI's taxonomy places the organism in Eukaryota, Metazoa, Rotifera, Eurotatoria, Philodinida, Philodinidae.
AUGGUUCUGUUUAGGGGAACAGAAGUUUCAAUUGGAAGUUGGGAUGAUGUUUUAUUAAGUGCAAGUUCGAAACAUGUCAUUACCAGUCAUUCACUUCAAAUUGUAAAUGUAAAUGAAAAUGAUCAAGGUAUUUAUGCGUGUACAAUAAGAAAUUCGAAAGAAAUAAAAACAAUUUUGGCCAAUUUAACCAUAUUAUUUUCUCCUCGAUUCAAUCCAUUGCCCGAAACGUACAAUGUUGGAUUAAUUAAUGGAUCUAUCGAACUACGUUGUCGCGUCAAAGGCAGUCCAAAACCAGUUAUGUCGUGGCGCAAAGGAUACGUUCAACUUCGUACAUCCCAUCGCGUACGAUUUUAUGAUGAUGGUGAAAUACUGGCCUUACAAAAUCUUCGUUCAGAAGAUGCUGGUACCUAUACAUGCUUGGCAGAAAAUUCAAUUCAACGUAUUUAUGCUCACAUUGAUCUUCGUGUUCGUGAGCCAACUUCUCCAUUUUUCACCAGACGUAUGUCAAACUUGACAACGUAUGAUGGUGCUAAUGUUGAACUGGAAUGUGGAGUAAAUGGUGAACCAGAACCUCAAAUUCAAUGGAUGAAGGACAAUGUCGAAAUUCAUUUUGAUAUGAAUCAUAUAUUGAAAGAUGAUGGAUCACUAUUAUUGUCAAAAGUAAUGAAUAAUCAGUCGGGAUACUAUUCGUGUGUAGCGACGAAUUUUGCUGGUAGAAGUAUUCACUCAUUUUGGGUCAAUGUAGUCAAUGAUAAUCAAAUAACGGAUGAAUUAAUUGAUCGUCUUGUAGAACAAGCAUCAGUUGAAGUUAAUCAUGCUGUGGCUGAAACUGUUCGACAUUUACAAGAUAGACGCCGACCACGGACACCCGGUGAUCUCAUGGCGCUCAUGAAAUAUCCAAAACCAUUACAAUUAAGCUUAGCUAAAACCGAAGACAUAUUUGAACGUGCUCUUGAUCUCGUCCAUCGAUAUGUUGAUAACAUUACAUUUCCCAGUGAACAUGCUCGAGCACAACAUCAUACAUUAGAUUUUCGCCCCGAUCAACUUCUUACCUCACGUCAACUUGAACGUCUUGCCCUGGUGUCUGGAUGCGUGGUUCAUCAACUGAAAUCAAACUGUCAAGAAAAAUGUCACGUUUAUCGAACGUCAGACGGUACGUGUAACAAUAUUCAAAAUCCAUAUUGGGGUGCAUCAUUUACUGUCUUAACGAGAUGGUUACAUGCUCAAUACGAAAAUGGAUUUAAUACACCACGAGGUUGGAACCAAAGUUUACUCUAUAAUGGUUAUGUUUUACCUAGUGCUCGUGAAAUAUCGUCUCGUUUAAUUGCCACAAAACACAUUACACCUGAUCCGGCGUUCUCUCAUAUGCUCAUGCAAUGGGGGCAAUUCUUGGAUCAUGAUAUGUCCCUAACUGUACAAGCUACUAGUAAUACGCGUUUCUCCGAUAGUUUACGUUGCUUAUCAUCGUGCAGUUUUGAAGCUCCAUGUUAUCCGAUACGUAUACCCGAAGAUGAUCACUUACGCGACGAACGUGGUAGUUGCCUGGAAUUUGUACGCUCGGCAGCGCUUUGUCUAAGUGGUGAAACAUCGUUUCUACAUUUACCCUAUCGACGUGAACAAAUUAACUCGUUGACAUCGUACCUUGAUGCAUCAAACAUUUAUGGUAGUACUGUCCAAGAUGGCUGGGAUUUAAGAGAGAGAAGUGCGGGUAAAGGUCUUCUUCGAACACACAGUACUCCAACAUAUCCAAAAGGUUUACUACCAUUCAGCACUGAUACGCCCGUUGAUUGUCAACGAGAUCGUCAAGCAAGUCAGAUUGGUUGUUUUCUAGCUGGAGACCAUCGUGUCAAUGAACAAGUGGCAUUAAUUGCUAUGCACACAAUUUGGGUUCGAGAACAUAAUCGUUUAGCAAAAAAGUUGUCUCAUUUAAAUCCACUGUGGAGUGAUGAACAGGUGUAUCAAGAAACACGAAAAAUAGUUGAAGCUCAAACACAAAUCAUAACCUAUAAGCAUUGGCUACCAUUUAUAAUUGGAGAUGAUGGUAUGGAAAUGUUGGGUAAAUAUCGAGGAUACAAACGAUCAGUAGAUGCGAGUAUCUCGAAUGUAUUUGCAACAGCAGCAUUUCGAUUUGGUCAUGGUCUAAUAAAUCCCGUCUUUUAUCGUUUAAAUGCUAGUAUGGAACCAAUACCCGAAGGCAAUCUUCUCUUACGUGAUGCCUUUUUUUCACCUUGGCGCGUGGUUCAAGAAGGCGGCAUUGAUCCAUUACUACGUGGCAUGUUUAGUGUACCGGCAAAAAUAAAAUUACCCUCACAAAUUGUUAAUAUUGAAUUAACAGAGAAAUUGUUUCAUGUCACACGAGCAGUAUCAUUAGAUUUGGCCAGUGCCAAUGUACAACGAAGUCGUGAUCACGGUUUACAAUCAUACACACAAUGGAGACGUUUGUGCAAUAUGACACAAGUGAAUGAUUUUGAUGAUUUAAAAAUAGAUAUCAAACAUGAACCAACGAGACGAAAUUUACGAGAUGUUUAUAAACAUGUUGAUAAUAUUGAUGUGUGGGUGGGUGGUAUGCUGGAAGAUAAUUUACCUGGUGCAAAAGUCGGACCAUUGUUUCGAUGUUUACUAGUAAAACAAAUGAAGUCAUUACGUGAUGGUGAUAGAUUUUGGCAUGAAAAAUCUGAUAUAUUUACACAAGCACAAUUGAAAUCAAUACAGAAGACCUCACUGGCAAAAGUUGUGUGCGAAAAUUCAGAUCAUAUUGAUACAAUACCGCGUAAUGUGUUUCUGAACGCCUUGUUUCCACGUGAUUAUGUGCCGUGUGCACAAUUAGACGAUAUUGAUGUUGAACCCUGGCGUGGAUGUUGUAGAGAGAACAUGCUUGGAUCGAAUGCUGUGUGUAAUCAACCAGCAAUUCUAUCGUUUGAUCCUUUCCCGAUACAUCGAUCAACUAGCCUUGAUCAACAACAAGUUCCUCGUCAAAAACGAUCUGACGAACAGCAAACAGAAACCACGGAUGAUGAUUUGAAGAUGAGUGAACUCAGAAAGCAGGUCGACGAUGUUCUAAAAAAGUUUUCUUCGAUUGAUAAACGUUUGACAACGGGCACACAUUGUUACGAUCAAAGUACAAGGAAAAUUCGUGCAAAUGGUGAAAAAUGGCACGUUCACAAGUGUCUUGUUUGUCAAUGCAAGUUUGAUAAAACAAAAGAAAACUCAUCAUCCACAUUAUGUGUGACCGACGGCAUUAUGUGA